AUGGCUGAUGUCUCACUGGUGCAGAAGCCCCAAGCCCAAAUGGCAACCUUCAAAGAGUUGUGGAUGGCAAUCGUCGGUACUGUGAUGGCUCUCUUGACCAUCAUUGGCCUGGUCUUACUGAUCGUACUAAUCCUGCACCAAUACUAUUUCUUCUGUGAAAUCCCCUACAAAUUCAUCGCAAAAUCGAAGGUGUGUGAUCAACAUGAGGAUUGUGCCUUGGGGCAGGAUGAGCAGCAUUGCGUCAAGAGCACCCCAGAUGAAGACUUGCCCCUGGUAGGAGUCCGUCUCUCCAAGGACAGAUCCACUCUACAGGUGAUAGACAGAGAGACAGAUCUCUGGUCCUCAGCCUGUUUCGACAACUUCACAGAAGCAUGGGCUAAAAUAGCCUGUACCCAGAUGGGCUAUAACAGUUUGAGCAUGGAGCCCACUUUCCAAGCCGUGAAGAUUGGCCCAGAGCAGCAGCUGCCCGUCAGCAAGAUCACAGCCAAAGACCAGGAGCUCCAAGUGCAGAAUUUCUCAGGGCCCUGCCUCUCGAUGUCACUGGUUUCCCUUCACUGUGCUGUCUGUGGAGAGAACCUGCUGAGCCCCCGGGUGGUGGGCGGGCAGGAGGGGUCUGUGAAGACUUGGCCCUGGCAGGUCAGCAUUCUGCACCACAGGACUCAUUUCUGCGGCGGCUCCAUCCUGGAUCACUACUGGAUCCUCACUGCUUCCCACUGCUUCCGGACCUAUCCUGAGGUGACCCACUGGAAAGUAAAGGUGGGCACCGACCAUCUAUACACCAGAGACCCAUACUUGGACCUAGACGAGAUCUUUGUCUUCCAGUUCAACAAAUUAUACCCCAAAGAAAAUGAUGUGGCCCUGAUCAAGCUGAAAAAGCCCCUUGUUAUGUCAGACAGAGUCAGGCCCAUCUGUCUGCCGUUCUUUGAUGAGGAGCUGGCUCCAGGCACCUCGCUCUGGGUUAUAGGCUGGGGUUCCAUAAAAGAGUCAGAAGAGAAGCUUUCAAGAACUCUGCAACAGGCCGAAGUCCAACUCAUCGAUAGAAAUCAAUGCAACGACAAGAGCGCAUAUUUCGGGAGUGUCACCGAGAACAUGCUUUGUGCUGGUAUCCCCGGAGGCAACAUCGAUUCGUGCCAGGGUGACAGUGGUGGGCCCUUGAUGUACUUGAAGGAAAGGUGGCAGAUAGUGGGCAUCGUGAGCUGGGGUUAUGGAUGUGGGGAGCAGAACAUUCCUGGUGUGUACACCCGUGUCAGUUUCUUUCUCAACUGGAUCUAUAACAUGCGGAAGGAAGAUACGGAGCCCCAAGAGAUCCUGUCAGUGAUAAGUGAGUUUAAGUUCUGGACAUUCGAGUAUGACCUGGCAAAGUAG
Messenger RNA from Dromiciops gliroides (monito del monte), 1365 nucleotides. It is a transcript of the gene TMPRSS4, whose product is annotated as transmembrane serine protease 4. NCBI's taxonomy places the organism in Eukaryota, Metazoa, Chordata, Mammalia, Microbiotheria, Microbiotheriidae. Gene Ontology annotation, cellular component: membrane. Gene Ontology annotation, molecular function: protein binding; serine-type endopeptidase activity. The coding region runs from base 1 to 1365 and encodes 454 amino acids. The transcript is spliced from 12 exons. The record is from RefSeq and is a predicted model, not a curated record. Gene Ontology annotation, biological process: proteolysis.